Colletotrichum scovillei is the source of this 7467-nucleotide messenger RNA. RefSeq names its product SNF2 family domain-containing protein. Gene Ontology annotation, biological process: chromatin remodeling; DNA repair; DNA-templated transcription. The transcript has 4 exons. Gene Ontology annotation, molecular function: histone binding; ATP hydrolysis activity; ATP-dependent chromatin remodeler activity. The record is from RefSeq and is a predicted model, not a curated record. Bases 1325 to 6982 code for a protein of 1885 amino acids. NCBI's taxonomy places the organism in Eukaryota, Fungi, Ascomycota, Sordariomycetes, Glomerellales, Glomerellaceae. Gene Ontology annotation, cellular component: Ino80 complex; nucleus.
UGAUCGCUCACUCAUCCAUUCACUUCCAGCUUGCUCUCUCUCUCUCCUCCGAGUCCCAAGUGCAUCAAAGUCCGCCCGCCCACACACCCGAUUGGCAAGACGCACUCACAAUUCCCUUGCUUCCUCCUCUUUCCAUUCAACAUUGACGAAUACCUACACCAUCGAUCCGAUAUUUCUUACCUCUCCUAGUCAUCAUCAAUCAUCACCACGAUACGGAGUACCAUACCCACAAAGAGCUCUAAAAGCAUCGUCGCCACAUGCACACGACGCCUUCACCACCACACAUACCUAGUACUCUGUACACACUCGCAACACACAACACACACACGUACGAAUACCCCGGCAAGGUCAUACCAGCAUAGCAGCGCAGCCCAUCACCGAUCCAGCUCCAGCUCCAGCUCAGCUAGCUUCAUUCCAAGACACACCCGGUGAUACCGCCCAGCCAAGGGCCCAAGACAACAGCCAAAGCCAAAAGCCGCAAAGCAACACGGACUGUGGAGUUGGACAUCCUCCCCAAGGCUCAAGGCUCAAGGCUCAAGCAUCUCCAAUACUCCACUCACGCAGACUCAACCCUGCUUGCGCGCCCAUCCCAUCGCAUCGCAGUCUGCAAAGCCGAACCUGGGCCACCACCAUAACCACCACCACCACAUCCACCACCCAUCCUGCUGGUCUGGCCUCCUCUUCUCGUUUCUCUCUCUCGCUCGCUCUCUUCUCGUGUCAGAGGGACAGGUCAUCCUCCACCCCAUCCUCAUCCACGUUCCCCCCGACCUUAGCCCCGACAUUCGCACUCCAUACCACCAAAUCUCUUGAUCCGACACACAAUUCCAUCAUCGCCACCCACUUCUCCCACCGUUCUUCAGGUUUCUCGGUCGACCGCUCAUUUCAACUCUGCCGCCAGCACCGCGAAUAGCAUCACCGACGCCCGCCAUCACCAUUUCCCAUCGAACCCCAUACCACGGUACCACCAAUUCUUGAACCACACACCCCUGCACCUCCCCACGACGCCAACUUCCGACUCCACGUCGUUUUUUCGCGAUCCGCCUCACUUGCUUCACUCCUGUUCAAAACCCCCAACGCGUAACCCAAUCACCUCCCCUCGACUGUCCACCACCCAUUCUGCUCUGCACAUGGGUCCGCGAUCCUCGCUGUAGUCAUCAAUCCCCUCUCCUUCCUUCCUUUCCCUUUCCCUUCCCUCUCCUUUCUUUCCUCAUCCUAACCCCCCCUCCCCCACCCACUACUACAGCAUCGUCCAGCUACGAGCGCCAUCCGCGUACAAGUCGAGUAGGGUCCUGCGACAACGACGCCAUUGCCGCAUCCCGUCACGAUGGACCACCCUAAAGACUUCCGCUCGACGGUCCUGCAGGCGCCCUCCCGUCACGAUGACCGCGACGACGACCGUGAUCGCGACCGCCGCCGCCAUCGCGACAUCAUGAAUCCCACGCCCGGCAGCACGCGCCAUUCCGGCUUCAACUUGCGAUCGCCUACCCAGUCCGAGUACCAUCACCCCCCGCAUUCUUCCUACUCGUCGCCCAAAGCAGCCUCGUCGACGUCCCAUGCGCUCCCGCAUCACUCACCGCGAUCCCAUCAGUCCGGCCUGUCGCAUCCGAAUCCUUACUCCUCCUCGUCGGCAGCCGGCGGUCCGCUUGCGCCCUCGCUGCCCGCGCUCGGCGGUGCCAGCAGCAGCUCGGGAGCUGGACAUCAUCAGGCUCCGCCGUUGUCGCCGUUGCACCCCCCGAGCGGAUACUACCCGCCACCCGAGUCGCAUCAGACGCGCGAGAAGCCUGCUACGAGCAGCUACUACGAUCCGUUGACUGACACUACAAGAGAAAGGAGGGUGUCUGACGCAGGUUGGAACAAUAAUGCGGCCAAUGGCUCGCCCAAGACCACACGCGGCGAUCCCUACGGCAACUACUCUCAACCCGAGCCGGCAUCUCGAGACUCGCACGCGUAUUAUAAGAACGGCAGCGCAGGAUACACGUCGCCAUCAGCAGCCAACUUCCCCCCGAGGAGUCCGCGAUCCCACUCACAUUCGCACUCCAACUCCCACUCCCACUCUCAUCAACCACCUACCGGUUCCAUCAGCCCAUCGAUCAGGGCAACGCCGCACAUGACGUCCCCCAGUCUGCGGCAUGCUGCGUCGCCCAGCGUGCAUGCAUCUUCCAAUGGUGGCGCCGUCGCGUCUCUGCCUCCUCUGGCCAAGGCCGAGCCGUCUCCCUUGAAAGCUCCUGCUAGUACCCCCAGUCGCGCUGACCCUAUGUCUUUCUCCAACAUUCUCUCGAGUGCCGAGCCCGUCUCGAAACCAAAAUCGAAAUCACCACCACCCGUCGAAGAGAAAGAAAAGGAAAGGGAAAAGGAAAAAGAGAAGGAGAAGGAGAAGGCUGUUGAGCCCAAGCCCGACCGUGAGAAGCCCCGCUCCGUCGACCCUCCAGUCAAGACCGAGCGCACCGAACGCAGCGAGCGCGAAGCCGAGAUUGAACUCCGACCGGAGCCCGUCAAGGAGAGAUCCAGCACUCCCCUGGCCCGUAAGGAGAGAAAAGAGCGAGUACCUAGAAAGUCAAAGUCGAGAGCUUCCGAUAUCAGAGAUGCCGAAUCGACUCCCAAGAGCAGCCGCCGUGCUUCGUCCAAACUCGAGACACCGACGCCUCGCAUCCCCUCCAAGCGCCAGGCCAAUGGCCAGCCGAAGCAAAAGACCCUGCCCGCCGAUAAGGAAAAGAAGGUCACGGAUCUGAUUGCUCAGCUCGAUGCCGAUGCCGACGAGCUUACCGACUCCGAACUCACAGCUGAUCGUGCCGAGUACCAAGAAAGCGGCAACAAGCGACGUCGCCUCUUGCAAGAUAAGGAUAGCAAGCGGAAUGUCGAGCGACGCGACGAAUUCUCGAGAGAGAUGGGCCGCAGAUUGGGCACUCAUGCCGAUCUCGGCAAACGCCGCUACGACGACAUCUACUACGAGGAGGCCAUGAACGAGGUCCGAGAACGUGAGCUCUUUGCCGAAAAGGAGCGCAAGAAGGACAUGCAGCGCAAGCGUCGUCGUGAAAAGUCCAUGGCUGUCACUAUGGAGCAGCAAAAGCUUGCCCUGGAGCGCGCACGAUUGGCCGAAGAUGAGACCGAAAAGGCGAAGCAUCUGCGGGAUGCCGAGCGUGCUAACAAAAAGGCUCUGCAAACGAAGUUGAUUCUCCAAAAGGGCAUCAAGGGCCCCGCUCGCAACCUCGUCGAGCUCAACCUGGACGGAGGCACCAUGGCCACCUUCCAAGCGUCCGACAUGGAACCCGGCACGAAGCCCAAGGGCAAGGGUCGCAGCGGUCCUCGGCCCAAGAAGUCGAAGGAGCAGAAGCAGGCCGAGAAGGACGCUGCAGAGGCUGCGCAAGCCGCCAUCGACGCUGGCGAGGAGCUCCCGAUCAAGGAAGAGGGCAAGAUCCGCAUCAAGUUCAACAAGAAGUCCAAAGACAAGGACAAAGAGAAGAACAAGGACAAGGAUGUGGAUCAGGACGAGCCCGACGUCGAGGUCGAAGGCGACGGCGACGUCGACAUUGACGAGGAUACCAUCGUCGAGCCCGUCAAGGAGAAGAAGGAGCGCAAGAACAAGAAAGAAAAGAAGGAGAAGAAGGAGGAGAAGCCCGAGGAGCCUCCCAACAAGGACGCCAAGUUCGAGACCAAGGGUUUCCUCCAGAUUUACGACCAGAUUUGGCGCGACCUCGCCCGCAAGGAUGUCUCCAAGACCUACAAGAUGGCGGCCGAGUCCUACCAGACCAAGGCGUCCAACCUUAAGAAGACAGCCAUCCUCGCAUCUAAAGAGGCCAAGAGGUGGCAGCUGCGGACGAACAAGGGCACCAAGGAUCAGCAGGCCCGUGCCAAGCGUGUCAUGCGUGACAUGAUGGGCUUCUGGAAGCGCAAUGAGCGUGAGGAGCGCGAUCUCAGAAAGGCCGCUGAGAAGCAGGAGAUUGAGAACGCCCGCAAGGAAGAAGCCGAGCGCGAAGCUGCCCGCCAGAAGAGAAAGCUCAACUUCCUUAUCUCGCAGACCGAGCUGUACUCCCAUUUCAUUGGCAAGAAGAUCAAGACGGACGAGGUCGAACGCAGUACCGAUAACCCCGAGAUUGCUGCCGAGAACAAGGACGAGACUGCGCACAACAAGCAUCUCGAUAUCGCUGAACCUACAGGACCUCUGGGCGCCAAGGUCACCGACUUUGAGAACCUCACCUUUGAGGAGGAAGACGAGGAGAAUUUGCGCCAAGCAGCCAUGGCCAAUGCUCAGAAUGCCAUCGCCGAGGCACAGAGAAAGGCCAGAGCUUUCAACGAGCCCGAGGGUCCCGACAUGGACGAGGAGGGCGAGAUGAACUUCCAGAACCCUGCCGGCAUGGGCGACGUCGCCAUCGAGCAGCCCAAGCUCAUCAAUGCGCAGCUCAAGGAGUACCAGCUCAAGGGUCUCAACUGGCUCGCCAACCUGUACGAGCAAGGUAUCAACGGCAUUCUCGCCGAUGAGAUGGGUCUCGGAAAGACGGUUCAGUCUAUUUCCGUCAUGGCCUACCUCGCAGAGAAGUACGAUAUCUGGGGUCCGUUCCUCGUCGUCGCGCCCGCGUCUACGCUUCACAACUGGGAACAGGAAAUCCGAAAGUUCGUCCCCGAGUUCAAGAUUCUUCCGUACUGGGGUUCUGCUGGUGACCGAAAGGUUUUGCGAAAGUUCUGGGACCGCAAGCACACCACCUACAAGAAGGAUGCAUCGUUCCACGUCUGUGUUACGUCGUACCAGCUCGUCGUCUCCGAUGUUGCCUACUUCCAGAAGAUGAAGUGGCAGUACAUGAUUCUCGACGAGGCGCAGGCCAUCAAGAGCUCUCAGAGUUCUAGAUGGAAGAGCUUGCUCAACUUCCACUGCCGUAACCGUCUCUUGCUCACGGGUACUCCUAUCCAGAACAACAUGCAGGAACUGUGGGCCUUGCUCCAUUUCAUCAUGCCGUCGCUCUUCGAUUCUCACGACGAGUUCAGCGAGUGGUUCUCCAAGGAUAUUGAGUCACAUGCACAGAGUAACACGAAGCUCAACGAGGAUCAGCUCAAACGUCUGCACAUGAUUCUAAAGCCAUUCAUGUUGCGUCGUGUCAAGAAGCAUGUCCAGAAGGAGCUUGGAGACAAGAUCGAGGAGGACGUCUACUGCGAUCUUACCUACAGACAGCGCGCCAUUUACAGCAACCUGCGGAACCAGAUCAGUAUCAUGGAUCUCAUCGAGAAGGCUACGACAGGCGACAAUGACGACUCUGGCACUCUCAUGAACCUCGUCAUGCAAUUCCGAAAGGUUUGCAACCAUCCCGACUUGUUCGAGAGAGCCGACACGACGUCCCCCUUCUCGUUCGGCUACUUCGCGGAGACGGCUUCUUUUGUCAGAGAGGGCAACAACGUCGCCGUCGGCUACUCUACUCGAAACUUGAUCGAGUACGAGCUGCCUCGUCUCCUUUGGAGACAAGAUGGCAGGCUCUACAAGGCCGACCGCGGCAACCUGAAGGCUGGCUGGCGCAACAAGAACCUGCAGCACAUGAUGAACAUUUUCACUCCGGAGCACAUCCGUGACAGUCUCGAGGGAUCCGACGCGUUUUCCUUCCUGCGCUUCGCUGAUACCAGCCCGGCCGAGGUCUACAAGGCUAGUCACGAGGACGUCUUCUCUCGUGCCGUCGAAUUGUCUCAGAAGAAGGAUCGCUUGCCCCUCAUGAAGAUUGCUUACGACGACGCCGAAGACGCCAACUUCACCCCUGCUCAUGCCUUGUUCAAGAUUGCCGCCCGCAACAACAGACAACCCCUUGCAGACAUCACUCAAGAGGGCAUCAUGGCCAACCUCAUGAACGUGGCCCGAGAGGAGUAUGUCGACAGCGGCUUGGGACGCUUGGAGCAGGCCGGUCGUCCGCGCGCCUCUGCUCCACCUAUUGAGGUAAGCUGCUGUAGCAGUGGAACCGGUCUGGAGACGGAAAGCAUCCUUUUCAACAGACCCAUGCGCAAGAGUCUGUUUGGCCCCACGAUCCAGGAGGAACGGGCCAUGGUUACUGAGAAGCUUCCCUUUGACCGAUUCCCGCCCCGCAAGUUGCUCCCUGCGCCGGACAACGACAAGAAGAAGUUCAACAACAUUGCGACUCCCUCAAUGCGCCGUUUUGUUACUGACAGCGGCAAACUGGCCACUCUCGACAAGUUGUUGACCAAGCUCAAGGCCGAGGGUCAUCGUGUGCUGCUCUACUUCCAGAUGACACGCAUGAUCGACCUCAUGGAGGAGUAUCUUACGUACCGCAAUUACAAGUAUUGCCGUCUCGAUGGUUCGACCAAGCUCGAAGACAGAAGAGAUACCGUCGCCGACUUCCAGACUCGUCCCGAGAUCUUCAUCUUCCUUUUGUCGACCCGUGCUGGUGGUCUCGGUAUCAAUCUUACCUCUGCCGACACCGUCAUCUUCUACGACUCCGAUUGGAACCCUACGAUCGAUUCGCAGGCCAUGGACAGAGCUCACAGAUUGGGUCAGACUCGCCAGGUUACCGUGUACCGUCUCAUCACUAAGGGAACGAUUGAGGAGCGUAUCCGGAAGCGUGCCAUGCAAAAGGAAGAGGUGCAGCGCGUCGUCAUCCAGGGAGGUGGUGCCAGUGUUGACUUCUCUGGUCGCCGCGCUCCUGAGAACCGCAACCGCGAUAUUGCCAUGUGGCUCGCCGACGAUGAGCAGGCGGAGAUGAUUGAGCAGCGUGAGAAGGAGAUGCUCGAGGCCGGCGAGUUCGACAAGCCCGAGAAGAAGAAGAAGACGACGAAGCGCAAGCGAGUGGUCAAUGAGGAUGUCAGCCUUGACGAGAUGUACCACGAGGGCGAGGGCAACUUUGAUGACAACCGCAACGGAGCCAACGGAACCUCGGGUACCGCCACGCCUGUAGCCGAGCCUGAGGUGAAGGGAGCCAAGAAGCAACGCAGAGGCGGUGGCAAGAAGGCCAAGACACUGAAACAGAGACUCGCCCUUGCCGACGGACAAGUCUAGUUCGUCGUCGACAGGCCGUCUGAUUCAAACAGAAGACGACGAUAGAUAACGAGAGGUCACUCGUUGCGCACAGAUGAGCGGAAAACGGAGGUUUCGAUUGUAGCAAUAUGGUUUAUGGGUAGGACACGCUGGGCGCGCGUGAGAUAUGCCUGGCGUCGGAGUGAACAACGCGAUUUGCAUCAAGAUGACGGUCGUGGCUAUUAUUAUGGACGAAUGCCGCGACUCGUUUGUUAGACUUUACAAAAAAGCUUCAGUAUGUUUGUAUUCUUUCUAUUUCUCGCGAGGUUAGGAUGGUUUUGGGGUCUGGCGGUUCGACUCUAGACGAUCUUGGUCUCGCAUGGGGGGGUUCCUGAUCACGGCAGUCAAUCCCUGGAGACACAAGGUGGAUGGCGGCAUUCAGAUUGAGUUGUACGAGGCCUCGGGUCGUUGGAGCCCGAUGGUGCGUGUAUUAGUACUACCUUUAGACGAAUGAAGUCGAUUCCGAG